Molecule: messenger RNA, 3625 nt
Organism: Maniola jurtina (meadow brown)
Lineage: Eukaryota; Metazoa; Arthropoda; Insecta; Lepidoptera; Nymphalidae
Product: GATA zinc finger domain-containing protein 14-like
Exons: 2
Coding region: 93-1994 (633 amino acids)
Source: RefSeq, a predicted model, not a curated record
UAGAAAUAUUGAUACUUGAUUAAAUAUUUAUUAUUUUAAUGAAUAAAUCAGAUAUACAAUUUAUACAUUAUACCUAGUUACCUAGCUGUGUUAUGAAGAAGUCCAAAAUGUACAAAAAAGUUAGUCGCAAGGCGAAGUUUUUCAAUCAUGUUAAUCGCAAUGUCGUAUAUCCGACUAUAUAUUUUAAUGCAAAUCUAGAAGAGAGGAAUAAAAACGCUGUAGAAAUUACUGAACUUAACUCCGAUGAAGAUGUUGUGAUGUCUAAAAAUGAACAGAAAGACCAUCGCAAUAACAAUCACUCCUGGGGCAAUAUAAGCUACAGCUCUCACGAACGGGGUGAUUAUAAAGUAAAUGAAACAGCUAGAGAUAAUAAACGCCAAAAUAUGGAAAACGAAAAUCAUGAUACCAGAAAUAAAUAUCCUACUUUUAAUCCUACUGUAUAUUUUAACCCAAAUCUAGAAGAGAGGAAUAAAAACGCUGUAGAAAUUACUGAACUUAACUCCGAUGAAGAUGUUGUGAUGUCUGAAAAUGAACAGCAAGACCAUCGCAAUAACAAUCACUCCUGGGGCAACACAAGCUACAGGUCUCACGAACAGGGUGAUUAUAAAGUAAAUGAAACAGCUAGAGAUAAGAAACGCCAAAAUAUGGAAAACAAAAAUCAUGAUACCAGUAGCAAAUAUAGUGACGAAGAUUUACUUAACCAAUUUUGUACCGAUUUCUACGGAAUUGAUUGCUUUGAUAGAGGUGACAGCAUAUCAACAGUAAAUAAUCUUCAUUCAGAGUUUUUUACAAUUUUAAAUAGUCAUAGAACUUCCCAAACUUCCUCUGACUCGAACCCGUAUGAAGAAUAUGACGAGGCGAAAGAGAAUGAUUGUUGGAACAGCAAUAAUUUUUAUGACCAUAGAAAUGUUACAUACGAUAAUGAUGGUAACGAAAAGCGGAUGAUAUGGAUUUACUCUUUGAAGAACCCACAUUAUUUAUCCGAACACGAUUAUGAAUUAAUUAAUAUUGCUAGCAAUAACUCAAUAAGUACUACAGACGACGAAGAACCAAGUAAGGAUAUUCUGAACCACCGUAGAAUUGCAACGCCUUUUCCUAGUUACAUACCGAGAAUGAAUUUACCACUAUCUCCUACGCUGCCAACUGUUACUGAAGUAACAGAACCAAAUAAACUCACGUCGAGCAUUUCCGAUAUUGGUACAAGAAAAGCAGACAAAAAUCUUUUUCAGAUACCUUUAAGUGGUUGGUUCAAAGAAGAAACCAGUACAGAAAACGUUAAUCAUAGUCCAGGUAAUACAGAACAAAGCUAUGACAAUAACUGGCACGCUUUAUCAUCCAGAGAAAAGAGGAGAUUAAGGCAAUCCAAAAUAAGCGAACAAAAUAACCUUAAUACAAAGAAAGAUUCAGAAACACCCAUAUACUGUAAACCUAAAAUUAUAAGUCGUUAUAAAGAAUUCAGCCCAGAAUCGCAUAUUGAGCAAUUUGAGACACAAAUAGAUGAAUCCAACAGAAAUGAAGACGAUCAAGAAAAUUAUAUGAAUGAUGAAAAAGAAGUUUCUUUAGAGAAUAGCAGAGAUAGUACAUCGCUUUGCAAUCUGGAGACACCGCAAAUAAAACGAAGUACUGAAAUGAAGACACUUAAAAAAAAUACUACGUAUCUCAUAGAAAAACUUGAUGGCAAGUGGAUUGGACAAUCUUUGCCAGAGAAUUAUGAAUUGUUAGAAGUAAAUAAUUAUGUUAUGGGUCCUGAGAACAAUGAUGCACAGGUAGCAUCGCAAGAAACUGGUGACGCCAUUGAAGAAUGUGAUAGUUACCGAUUGUUCAUGAGAAAUAUGUCUGUUUUAAAACCAACAGAAUGGACACAAUAUUCGCCAUUAAAUGGCAGCAUGCGCGUGCCAUCCUUGCAUCUGUCUACAUCUGGAGACAAUGAUUUUGAUACUGAGAAAAAAUCAUGGUUCAAACGUUUCCUAGACAUAGUUAAUUGCUGUAAAUAAUAAUAGGUAUAUUUAUUUAUUUAUUUAGGAUAAUUUCUAAUUAAAACACAACGUUUAAGUUGGCGAAUUUAUUAAAUUCAAUCACAAUCAACUUCCAGUAAUUGAAGUACUUAAAAUAAACCUGUUGUUGAACAAUUUCAAUAAGGUACUUGCAAAAGAGACCAUUAUUUCACGACACAAAAUCAUUGAAACAUUCUAUAUACACACUCGUACUAUCACAAUAUGGUUUUUACACGAGUCAUCCAAUUACGCUGUGAAAUAAAAUAAACCAUCAUAUAUAUUUAUCAGGAAUGUAAAAUCUCGAGUAGGGAAUUUAUAUUUCCUUUACUUGUUAAAAGCUUGAACGCCAUUGUUAAAACCAGUAGGUGCGAUUUGACCGCGUGUUGUCUUCAAACAAUAGAGGCCGAUUCACACCGAGCACGUACACGUGACACGUGCGUAGUGACGCGCGUAAACCCCUAACACACCGGGUUACGUAUACGUAAACGCUUUACGCAAGCGGUGUGCCAUGUUUCAUAAAUUACAACGCAAUGGUACGCGCUACGUCUUCGCUUACGCAGCCUGUGUGAACGAGCUAUAAACUCAUUGCUAUACUAAGGCCGCAGAUACACGUGUAAGUUUUACUCACGUAAAUAGUUUACAUGAGUAUCUUACGACAAAUGUAGUAAUGUAAAGUUCAAGUACAUUUACAAUAGUAAAGUUGUCAAUUAAAUACGUAAGCUACUUACGUAAGUUAAACUUACAGGUAUAAUCGCGGCCUUACGUCUAUAUUAUUUAUGGAUUACAUAGUAUGUUAAAAAGUUGACCUGUGUGCUUAGUAUAAAGUUUUACAUCUCACUAACGCAACGAUUAAUCCGAAUGUAGAAACAAUCACUUCAGAGUAAAACUGAUUCAAAAAUUCAGUACCACCGAUUUUAUUUUCUCAUUUCCACUUAAGCGUUAGCUGUAAAUGUGUGGACAAAUUUGAGCUUUAAAACAAGGCAUUUAAGUCCGUUUUACUUUAACGCUAACCUUUUUCUACGCUCGAAUUCUAUCAACGUUAGUAAGAUGUAGAAUCUUGUACUAAGCACACAGUUCAUAAUCUAUACACAAAAAUAAAUAUAUACGAGUAUAUAAAUAUUAUACUCGAUAAGACCUUUGACAUUUCACAGAUUUUAUUGGGACAUAGUUACUUGUAAUCUUUUGUUGGAAUCGGCAAAGUGCGCCUUUUAAUAAUAUGUUAAAGAUGUAUACAUCCAGUUAAAAAUUAUCAGUUAAUUAUUCCAUAACAUAAUAUUUAUGUUUCGGUAUUACCAAAAAUCAUAAUAAUAUAAAAAAUACAUUUGCAACACACUGAUUGAGACCAGCUCAUUAGCUAAACGUCGCAUUAUAAUUAUAAAAACGUCUAUUUCAAAAAUGCAUAAUAAAAUCAAAUGGUUAAAAAUCUCCUAUGAUGUUAAAAGGAAAAAAUUCUUUAUAAAAAAGAUUGGGGAGCAUUACUGGUUUCAACUGUUACCUUAUAUUAUUACUAACACAAUACUAUUAAUAAUGAUAAGACUUUUUCAGCGCCUAAAGGCUUUUAUGGGAUUACCUACCAUAGACAAAUCACACUAAAUCUUCCUUAAAGCCAUUUUCAAUUCAUAGUUUGUUCA